This is a messenger RNA of Dibothriocephalus latus, 786 nucleotides long. NCBI's taxonomy places the organism in Eukaryota, Metazoa, Platyhelminthes, Cestoda, Diphyllobothriidea, Diphyllobothriidae. The record is from the annotation of a GenBank genome assembly.
AUGCGUAAACUUGAGCAGGAUAUGAUGGAAAUGUCCUCUUCUUCUGAAUCUUCUACUAGUGCAUCGUCCGCUGAUUCAUCCGCCAGUUCUUCAUAUGGCGAUUCUGACUACAGUGUUGUCUCCAUCGAUGAAUUGAGCAGUGGGGGCUCUUCGCCGACUGAAGUCCCUGUUGCAUCGACAAGUGUCCCAUCGACAAGUGUCCCACCCAAUGCUGAGGAGCUGAGUCUGCGACAAGAACUGAAGUUGUGGGCAACAGAAUGUAAUUUACGAACAGAUCAUCUUACAAAACUCCUCAAAAUCUUGAAACGUGUUGCGCCAGAUCUACCUUCAGACGGUCGUACGAUUCGGGGAAGAUCAAGCAAGCGGACACCCGUAACAACUAUGGGCAGUGGUGAGUAUGUUCAUAUAGGACUUCAGAACAGUCUCGUGAAGCAGGUAAGUCAGCCUUCAGUGCAUAUUAGUGGAAACGAAAUUGUUACUUAUUUAGCCAUAGAUGGAUUGACUUUAUAUAAGAAGAGGAAAUGUUAUUUUUGGCCGAUACUUGGCCGAAUAAUGGAGCCUUUUGUAAGUAAGAUAUUCGCAGUAGGUAUCUAUUGUGGGAAAGGCAAACCGUCAGAUGUUCAGGCGUUUUGCAAGCCCUUGAUUAGGGAACUGUCUUUCCUCUCUAGAAGUGGGCUUUAUGUUGAAAGUCUUGACCGCACGUUUGACUUUAAAUUGGGAGUUAUCAUCCGCGAUGCUCCUGCUAGGGCCUUCAUUAAGCCAAUUAAAAAUGUUAAUGCUUACUAA